Molecule: messenger RNA, 1671 nt
Organism: Heteronotia binoei (common prickly gecko)
Lineage: Eukaryota; Metazoa; Chordata; Lepidosauria; Squamata; Gekkonidae
Gene: MLX
Product: MAX dimerization protein MLX
Exons: 8
Coding region: 88-831 (247 amino acids)
Biological process (GO): regulation of transcription by RNA polymerase II
Cellular component (GO): nucleus
Molecular function (GO): protein dimerization activity; DNA-binding transcription factor activity, RNA polymerase II-specific; RNA polymerase II cis-regulatory region sequence-specific DNA binding
Source: RefSeq, a predicted model, not a curated record
GGAAGUGCCCGGCCAGCCCUUCCCGGAAGUGGCCUCCCAGGAGGCGGAUUGGCUGGGCCCGGCCGGCACGUGACUCGGAGGGCCAAGAUGGUGGAGCCGCCGAGCGUCUCCCCGGAGGAGCCCUGGGGGGGCAAACAGGUCGACCCAUCCUUUAGUGACAACGGGCUGGAUCCUGCUCUUUUCGCGGAAAGCAGGAGGAAAGGGAGCAUCGUUUCUCGGGCUAACAGCAUUGGCUCCACUAGUGCCUCUUCUGUUCCAAAUACAGAUGACGAAGACUCCGACUACCAGCAGGAGACCUAUAAAGAAAUAUACAAGGACCGUCGUCGUCGUGCUCACACCCAGGCAGAGCAGAAGAGGAGGGAUGCCAUUAAGAAAGGCUAUGACGACUUGCAAGCGAUUGUGCCCACGUGUCAGCAGCAGGAUUUCUCAAUAGGCUCUCAGAAGCUCAGCAAGGCAAUUGUGCUACAGAAGACUAUUGACUAUAUUCAGUUCUUGCACAAGGAAAAGAAGAAGCAGGAAGAAGAGGUCUCCAUACUCCGGAAAGAUGUGAUGGCCUUGAAAAUCAUGAAAGUGAACUAUGAACAGAUAGUCAAAGCUCAUCAGGACAACCCUAACGAGGGGAAGAACCAGGUCUCUGAUCAGGUGAAAUUCAACGUUUUCCAAGGCAUCAUGGACUCCCUCUUCCAGUCCUUCAAUGCCUCCAUCUCAGUGACAAGCUUUCAGGAACUCUCAGCCUGUGUCUUCAGUUGGAUCGAGGAACACUGCAAGCCACAGACCCUGCGGGAUAUAGUAAUCAGCGUCCUACAACAACUGAAGAGCCAGCUCUACUAACCCUCACUUUCAUGUCUGGUAGCCUAAGAGGUACAUAGCUGUAUGGGGACAAGAAAGAUGAUGCUCCUUCCUCUUUGAGUUUUUGAUAGACCUACUGACUGUAUUUUCUUCUGAAUUACUCUUCACUUGUGGCCCUUCAAGUGAGCUCCAGCUAGCCAAUGAAUAUCUUUGAGAGUCAACAACUGCAGUGGCUUGCUUCUGAGCCUUGUCUCUGUUGCGUUAGACCUGCAUUUCUGAGAAGUUCAUCUACAACAUGCCGCCAGCCCCAGGACUCUACAAGGAGUCUGGCUCCUUUCUCAAAGGCACAGACUUCCUCCGAAUCCUUCCCCUCAACUCGAUCUAAAGCUGUAAUCUUAAACUGUCACGUGAAUCUUGGCUUUAAAGAUGUUAACUAGAAACAAGCAACUUUAAAGCAGACUUUUGUGUAUGCAACUUGGUGUGCUAGGGAAAGCAAAAUUCAGAGCACAUAGCAACUCUAAAGCCCAGUUCUUUGAAAAAGCUUUAAGCUUUUGUUCAUUUUUCCUUAAUUGAUUUAUCAAAUCCUCUCGUGUGUUUAGGGCCCUAUUUUAAGUUCAGUGGUCUGGUAUGUUUAUGAACACACCUGGCCCUCAGGGUCAUUCACGGCUGAAAGGGGAAGAAGUAUUUUCAGUCCUUCCAAGCACCAGUAAGACGAAGCUAACCUCGAGGGAACUGCUGCUUUCUGUUUCUUUUUUCCAUUAUAAAGACAAUAAGCCCUUUCAGAGGUACCCCCUUUCUGGACUUAAACAGACCUCAGCUGUGAAAAUUUAAAAACAUUUUUAUAAUAUAAUAAGCAGUUCUAAUAAAGUUUGGCGUUUAUUA